GUCGCGUCUCGUUCUAUCCAUUACUAAUUAGUAGUCUUUCAAUACAAGCGCGUUUCUCGCCCUUGUAUACUAUUGCAACUUCCUUAUGUUAGAGUUUGGCAGGGUCUAUUACUUUCUAACUUUGCCUUGUCGACCUAAUAUUUUUAAUAUUUUAGAAAAACACCUUCUUUCUAGCUUAUCCUUUCUUCACCAAUCAACACUGUUGUUUAUCAUUGAAAGAGCCCUUUUGCCUAUAAAAUUUGUUUCCAUUACUCGAUACACUUGACUUAAUUCUCUCGCACAACCUUGAAUGUUCCAAUGCACUCAUUAUGAAUGUAGAUAACUUUGGGGAACCUCCCACCAAAAAGAGGAGAUUUUCUGCAGACCCGGAAGGCGAAGAGAAUUCCACUUCACAUCGCGUACAAACAAAGUCGCCCCUCGCGGAAAAGACAGUCGACGAUGUCACCAAUCGCACAGCUACCACGAAUACCUCUGGUGCCUUUCCUAUAGGGUCUACCACCACAUCAAACCAGGUUAUGAACUUCGACGAGAACGCAUUUCAAAGUAUUGUGGGAGACAAGGUCGACUCGGAAGCUCUUGGCAUCAUUGGUGAUAGCUGUGGAAAUGACCUCGAAAGAGCUGUCAACAUGUACUUUGACGGGACGUGGAAGAAGCUUCGUAAACCAAUGUCCUCCAGUGUCACCAACACGCUUUUAACACCACGAAAAUCUUCCACAAACAAUGACUUCGAAGAACCUCAUCCUUCGCCCGUGCGAACUCAAACGUCCCGAUCCAUGUCCAAUAAUAGUCGUUAUAUCGGUGCGUUUGGUGUGGAGGGUUGGGCUACACGAAGUGGUACGAAGCUUCUCAACCACGGUGAUGUUGUUAAGAUCGAACGGCAGAAGAUUCAGCCCCCGGGCUCAUCUUUAAAGCCUAAGGGUAGGGCAGGCGCACUUGUUCCGUCCCCACGAGCAAAUUCGGCUGCGGCUCGACGAGUCGACGUUAUUGUUCGUUUCACUGAUGCUCGAGGCUCAGAAAUUGGACGACUUGCCAAAGAUACAGCGAAUUGGGUAUCCUCGCUUAUGGACCAAAGAGUAUGCAGAUUUGAGGGUAGCUGUGUGUAUGCACCAGAAAGAUUAAGGACAAAUGAUACCGUGUUUCUGCAGUUACGGUGCUUUUUGAUGAAAUCUGCGUUCGAGAGUACAGGGUUUCAAUUAGCAGACAAUCGGUCGACUGGCCUCUAUGAGGAAAAGGAAACUACCGAGGAGCGGGAUCUCCGUCUACGACAAGUAGCUCUUGUGCGAUUAUUCCAAGAGAUCAAUCUCACGCCAUCUAGGGGCAACGCAGCUACGACGAGGAAUGCAAGACAGGAUCUUCUUGAUGCCGCCGAGACGGCCGACAAGAAGAGCAAUGACACAGCUAAGCCCAAUCCUCCAGGCUCUUCUCCGCCAUCGGAGGACGCCGAAGACGGCCAAGAACUUGAACAAGACCAACUCGACGCUCUCUACCGAAAGGCUCAAUCAUUUGACUUUAAUACUCCCGAAGCCGAACCAGCUGAAACUUUUAACAUGACACUUCGUCCAUACCAAAAACAAUCGUUGCAUUGGAUGCUAGCAAAGGAGAAAGACCAAAGAAAUGAGGCUCGCGAAGCCUCAAUGCACCCUCUAUGGGAAGAAUACGCCUGGCCAACAAAGGAUGUCGAUGACCAAGAACUGCCUCAAGUUGACGGACAGCCUAAUUUCUACGUAAAUCCUUACUCCGGCGAGAUGUCCUUGGACUUCCCCGUCCAAGAACAGCAUUGCCUAGGUGGUGUCCUUGCUGAUGAGAUGGGUCUCGGUAAGACGAUUCAGAUGCUAAGUCUCAUUCAUUCGCAUAAAUCGGAGAUAUCCACGCGGAAAGCAGAUACCUCUCUUAAUUCGGUUAACAGUCUACGGAGAGUCUCAUCUAAGUCUGGUGUACUUCCCGCACCAAAGACUACCCUUGUUAUUGCCCCGAUGUCGUUGCUCGCGCAAUGGCAAAGCGAAGCUGAAAAUGCAUCUAAAAAAGGCACUUUGAAAUCUAUGGUUUAUUACGGCAACGAAAAAAUCGAUAAUCUUCAGGCACUAUGUUGCGAGGCUAAUUAUUCCUCUGCCCCUGACGUCGUGAUUACGAGUUAUGGAGUAGUAUUGUCUGAAUUUACGCAGAUUGCCUCGAAGACCGGAAAUAGAGACCUACAUAAUGGUUUGUUUUCGUUAGACUUCUUUCGGGUUAUCCUUGACGAAGCCCACACCAUCAAGAAUCGCCAAUCAAAAACUGCGAAAGCUUGCUACGAGCUUUCCGCCACUCAUCGUUGGGUUCUUACUGGAACUCCUAUUGUAAACCGUUUGGAGGAUCUUUUCAGUUUAGUCAGGUUCCUCAGAGUUGAACCGUGGAAUAAUUUUUCUUUUUGGAGGACUUUUAUUACUGUUCCAUUUGAAUCUAAGGAUUUCGUACGUGCACUCGAUGUAGUGCAAACGGUACUGGAGCCCUUGGUGAUGAGAAGAACUAAAGAUAUGAAGACUCCCGAUGGACAACCUCUUGUCCCUCUACCUCCAAAAUCGAUGGAAAUCGUGGAGGUGGAUCUCUCCGAAGCCGAACGAAAUGUCUACGACCACAUAUUCACUAGAGCCAAGCGCACAUUCUCCGCCAAUAUAGAAAAGGGAACAGUUAUGAAGGCAUACACUACAAUCUUUGCUCAGAUCCUGCGUCUGCGUCAGUCGUGCUGUCACCCACUCUUAGUUAGGAACCAAGAUAUUAUUACUGAGGAGGAGGUCGCUGGGGCGCAAGCCGACGCAGCUGCAGGCCUUAGUGAUGACAUGGACCUUCAAUCUUUGAUUGAAAGAUUUACAGCCACUACUGGCGAUGAGAAAGAUGCGAAUGCUUUCGGUGCUCAUGUUCUUCAACAAAUCCGAGACGAAGCGGUUAGCGAGUGUCCUAUUUGCUCCGAGGAACCAAUGAUUGACCAGGCAGUGACUGGCUGUUGGCAUUCUGCUUGCAAGAAAUGCCUACUUGAUUAUAUCAAGCAUAGCACAGAUCGCCACCAGGUUCCCAAGUGUUUCAAUUGUCGCGAGCCUAUAAACGGUCGCGAUCUAUUCGAGGUGGUUCGUCACGAUGAUGAUGAUCCAGAGACAUUACAGCAGGCUUUACCAAAGAUCAGUCUUCAGCGCUUAGGGUCCAAUGAGUCGUCGUCUAAAGUUGUCGCAUUAAUGAGCCAUCUGCGCCAACUCCGGAGGGAGCAUCCUCGCAUGAAAUCGGUGGUUUUCAGCCAAUUUACAUCGUUCAUGUCACUUAUCGAAUCUUCGCUUACAAGGGCAAAUAUGAGAUUUCUCCGCCUUGACGGUUCGACUAACCAGAAAAUGCGCGCCGCCAUUCUCAACGAGUUUAGAGAAUCUAACAAGUUCACUAUCUUAUUGAUAAGCUUACGGGCUGGUGGUGUGGGAUUGAACCUCACGCAAGCGAAACGUGUGUUCAUGAUGGAUCCUUGGUGGAGCUUUGCAGUUGAGGCCCAGGCCAUCGACCGUGUGCACCGCAUGGGUCAAGAAGAUGAGGUUAAGGUGUAUCGAUUCAUUGUUAAGGAGAGCGUUGAGGAGCGGAUGCUGAAAGUACAAGACAGGAAGAAGUUUAUUGCUACAUCAUUAGGUAUGAUGAGUGACGAAGAGAAGAGACUCCAAAGGGUAGAAGAUAUAAAAGAACUGCUGAGCUAAUCCGACCUUCCUACUAGGGCUAAAAAUGGACGAAUGGCAUUGGUUUUAUUGUACUAUAUAGAUGUAUAUACCCGGUAUACUAUACCCUUGGGCAGGAACGGGGAAGGAAGUACAUGGAUAUUAGGCAGCAUCUCCGGUUAUCGGGAUUAUCCAUGGUUAUGGGAAGGUCCUGCAUUGGCUGAUGGCCCAACAAACCUUCGGGAGACGCAUGAAAGCAUAGCGACAUAAAUCCAAUGCACAAUGCACAAUAUGAAUAUUCCAAUCAAACCUUAAACUCGCUUCAAUUAUCCCCGUAGUUCAACCUAGAUUUCCCCCUAACACUAUUCAAUCUGUUCUGUGGUCCA
This is a messenger RNA of Hypoxylon trugodes, 4045 nucleotides long. RefSeq names its product DNA repair protein rad-5. NCBI's taxonomy places the organism in Eukaryota, Fungi, Ascomycota, Sordariomycetes, Xylariales, Hypoxylaceae. The transcript is spliced from 3 exons. Bases 309 to 3701 code for a protein of 1130 amino acids. Gene Ontology annotation, molecular function: nucleic acid binding; hydrolase activity, acting on acid anhydrides, in phosphorus-containing anhydrides; ATP-dependent chromatin remodeler activity. The record is from RefSeq and is a predicted model, not a curated record.